AUGCAUUGUGCGUCUCCCAAAAUGGUUUGCGAGACUAAAAUUGUUGCGGACGAACACGAUGCCAUACCCGGGAGCAAGAAGGAGGCGAUGAUGUGGAGCUCCCACCCGGCCGAGGCCAAGGAGGAGGCGGUGCGGAGGGACGAGGUGUUCAUCCGGGAGUUCGAGCGCGGGGACCAGCGGGAGGUCCACCGCAUCUUCUGCGAGGGCAUCAUGGAGCGGAUCCCCAACACCGCGUUCCGGGGUCUCCGGCAGCAGCCCCGGACCCAGGCUCUGUACGCGCUCCUCACAGUAAUGUGCUUUUUCGUGAGCAAGUCUGUCACGCUGACCUGCUGUGCGCCGCUGGUUCUCAUGGGAGCGCGCUACUUCUACAGCAAGACGGUGAUUCAGAGAUAUCUGGACUGUGCUCUGAACUCGGACAUGGCCGACAUAGAGGAUUAUUACAUGAGAAACACAGGAUCCUGCUUCUGGGUGGCGGUGCUGGACGGACGCGUGGUCGGCAUCGUGGCGGCGCAGGGCCGCGAGGACGACAACACGGUGGAGCUGCAGCGCAUGUCGGUGGACUCGCACUACCGCGGCAAAGGCAUCGCCAAGGCCCUGGGGCGCCGGGUGCUGGAGUUCGCCGUUCGCAACAACUACGCCGCCAUCAUCCUGGGCACGACGGCGGUGAAGCUGGCGGCGCACAAGCUGUACGAGUCGCUGGGCUUCCGUCGGACGGGUCAGAGCGAAGACCACCGGCUCCCGGGGAUGAGCCGCUCGCCGCUGGAGAGGCUGUUCUUCCAGAUCCGCUACAGCCGCUACCGCCUGCAGCUCCGUGAGGACUGA
Molecule: messenger RNA, 822 nt
Organism: Limanda limanda (common dab)
Lineage: Eukaryota; Metazoa; Chordata; Actinopteri; Pleuronectiformes; Pleuronectidae
Gene: aspnat
Product: N-acetyltransferase 8-like
Exons: 3
Coding region: 1-822 (273 amino acids)
Cellular component (GO): mitochondrial membrane
Molecular function (GO): L-aspartate N-acetyltransferase activity
Source: RefSeq, a predicted model, not a curated record